ACUUCCCCUUCCGUUGACGUCUAGUGUGAAUCGACCUGGAAGGUUCUGUGAAUGACAUGGUCAUUUUCCUUCCCUAUUCUUACUCAGUCCGAGAUCGUGUUCCAUGUGCGAUGCUGACCUCUUUGCUAAUCGGUCACUAUUUGUACCUGCGACUGCUUGUCUCACAACGAGGAAUCGUAGCGCGACUCUCGUCUGUGUUGGCAAGCUUGGAGCAACAAAGAUGUACUGGCACUCUGGCAGUAAUUAGUGUUUGGAUGUAGAGAGAGUGUGUGUGUGUGUGUGUGUGUAGAGAAGAAUGAGAUUAAAAUGACUGGCUAUUUCAAUUUCGAUGUUGUGUUGGUAUUAAUUAUGUGCGACGGUCAUUUUAUAUGUUAAAUGCAAUUAGGAGAGUGGAAUGUGUAAAGAUUUGUGCUUUGUAUGGGCGCUGAUGACCGCGCAGUUGAGCGACCGACAAUCCAAUCAUCAUCAAACAGUUCGACGUAAGCGUUUUGACGGGCGCUUGGGCUACGACGGAAGUGAAUAUUAAGAUUGAAAUCACUUAAAAAAUGUGUGGUAUAUAUUUCGCUGUUUACAGAGGCAACGACGUGUAUCAAUGCCAGCGGUCCAAUUGUGACCAUAAUCAAUGUGAUGGAUCCGUAUAUGAGGUUCAUGUGAAAGACCAGUUGGAAUCCAGAGGCCCUGAUACAACAUCGGUAGUCCAGAAUUAUGACAUGGAUGGCUGGGCUGUAUUCAGUGCAGCAAGUGUAUUGUGGAUGCAAGGGAAGCACCCCACACCUCAACCAUUGGUUGACAGUGCUGGUAAUAUUCUGCUGUGGAAUGGGGAUAUCUUCUAUGGAUCAUUGGCACCUGAUGAUUCAACUUCAGACACUUUAAGUGUUGUCGAAAACUUGAGCAAGUGCCACAACAAUGAAAUGAUCAUUCAAACAAUAAGCAAAUUCAGAGGUCCAUUUUCAUUUGUGUAUCUGAAUCCUACAACUAGACAACUCUGGUUCGGCAGAGAUGUUCUGGGCCGUCACAGCUUACUUUCACACAGCAGUAACAACUCGCUUGUGAUAACAUCAGUAUCAAGAAAAGAACUGCAUUGUCAAGAGGUUCCAGCAGUUGGUGUUUUCCUGGCGGAGUUGACUGACAAAGGCAGUAUAUCAAUCAAACUUUAUCCAUGGUCUGGAAUUUCUGAGACUAGACUGUCUGCUGCAGUGGAUCUCUAUCACGUCGACUUAAAUAUUGAUCAGUGUUUCAUAGAAUCACCGCUCUCAGGUUGUUAUAUGAAUACUGACUCCAUCCCGUCUUCAGUACUUGAAUCUUACUGGCUGAAGUGUAACAGUGAGAACAUACCUGAUUUCUUCACAACACUACUCAUGGAUGAAUCAGUCUGCAAGAAUGUCGACAGGCUUCUAAACUUAUUGAACUUUUCUGUGAAAGUGCGAUGCGGUAAACAGUGUGAGCUGUGUAAAAACUGUGUAAAGCAGUUCAGCAGUAAAAAAUGCUGUAAACAUUCAAAAGUUGGGAUUCUCUUCUCUGGAGGUCUAGAUUCAAGUGUUAUAGCAGCCCUUGCAAGUCAAUGUAUUCCAAAAGAUGAACCUAUUGAUUUAAUAAAUGUGGCUUUUGAACCAAAGAAAAGAAUUUGUAGAGGAAACAAAAAAGCAGCUGUGAAUCGUGCAGAUUAUAAUGUUCCUGACAGAAAGACAGGAGUUCAAUCAUACAGACAACUCCAAGCCCUCUAUCCAGAAAGAAAAUGGAAUUUUAUUCAGGUGGAUGUGACAAGAGAGGAGUUGAAGGACAGAUGUCUCCAAAGAAUUUCUGAUCUCAUACAUCCUCUUAAAACUGUUUUAGAUGAAUCACUGGGCUGUGCUUUAUGGUUUGCCAGUAGAGGACAGGGAAGUCUGCUUGACUGUGACCAAAAUAUGCUCUGUUCAUCACCAUCCAGAAUCCUUCUAGUUGGCAUGGGUGCAGAUGAACAACUGGGUGGUUAUCGUCGACACAGAUCCGCACUCAGGACUGGUGGAUGGCCAGCAUUGCAAGAGAUGUUGAAGUCAGAUUUAGACAAUAUUUCGUCUCGGAAUCUUGGAAGAGACGAUCGGGUUGUUGCUGAUCAUGGCUGUCAAGCUCGCUUCCCUUUUCUGGAUGAGGCUGUUGUUAGUUUCCUCACAUCACUCCACCCGUGGGAAAAGGAUUCAUCAAGGAUACUGUGUUUGUACAUCCUGUGCUGGCUUCCCUACCUGAACUUAGAGCAAGAAUUUAUGCCGCCACUGAGCAAGUUGCACCUGCAAUGCUACAGCGAGUUUUGGAAGAAACUGACUUUCAAUUUAGGAUGUGUGCAGGAUAAUCAAUGGAAGCCACAUACAACAUCUUUAGUUUAAGGUGCUUUCCUGUGGAGAACUGCCCUCCAGGAGUUGGUGACAAGCUCCUAUUAAGACUGGCAGCCUGCAAGCUUGGCCUCCAUGAAAUA
Molecule: messenger RNA, 2449 nt
Organism: Schistocerca gregaria
Lineage: Eukaryota; Metazoa; Arthropoda; Insecta; Orthoptera; Acrididae
Product: asparagine synthetase domain-containing protein 1
Exons: 8
Coding region: 546-2360 (604 amino acids)
Molecular function (GO): asparagine synthase (glutamine-hydrolyzing) activity
Source: RefSeq, a predicted model, not a curated record